Messenger RNA from Umbelopsis ramanniana AG, 1137 nucleotides. RefSeq lists its product as uncharacterized. The coding region runs from base 21 to 812 and encodes 263 amino acids. Lineage: Eukaryota; Fungi; Mucoromycota; Umbelopsidomycetes; Umbelopsidales; Umbelopsidaceae. Gene Ontology annotation, cellular component: nucleolus; striated muscle dense body; catalytic step 2 spliceosome. The record is from RefSeq and is a predicted model, not a curated record. The transcript is spliced from 5 exons. Gene Ontology annotation, molecular function: actin filament binding.
ACCGCUGUUUCUUUGGCUCAAUGGCUGGCGACAUUCCAAAGAAAGGCAAGCUAACAUUCAAAGGUGAUAAGGAUCACAAGAGAAAGAAGAAGAGAAAGGCUGAUAGCGAAGAUCGAGAACAUCAAGAGCGAUCGUCAGCAGAAGGCUGGGUAUUAUGCGAUCAGCUAGACGACCUUAUAGGACCACUCUUCAUAACACAUCCAUCCGAGCCGCCAAUAUGCUUUACAGUGAAUGAUUUGGAACAACUGGUGCCAUACCCUAUUCCGGACUUAUAUGAAGAAGGAAGCCCAGCUCCAACCAUCACCAAUCAAGUUUUUAUUGGUGCUCGUGUUGUUGGCUCAUCCACCUCGUUCACUUUGAAAUCUUCACUUGGCAAAUACUUUAGUGCUGACAAAUUUGGUGUGGUAUCCAUUGACCGCGAGGCCGUGAGCAUGAUCGAAGAAUGGAAACCAACCUUUGUAGAAGGCGGUGUAGCAUUUCAGAAUGCCUAUGACAAAUUUUUGAUGGUGGACGAGAUUGCUGGUGGAGGUUACAAAGUACGUGCAGAUGCCGAUAGUAUAGGGUUCUGCGAGACAUUUCGUGUCUAUUGCCAAGCAAGGUUUAAGCGUAAAGUGAAGACGUCAAAGAAAGAAGUGGUCGAUGCAACCGGAAUUGAACUCGAUAACAUAAAGAAAUUCCAAUCCUGGGGAGGUAACCGUUCUCGAACUGAUCAAGACAUGCGAGAAAUCAAAAGAGCCAAAAAGGAAGGAAACUUGUCAGAGACAUUGUUGGAUCGUCGAAGUAAAAUGAAGGCGGAUCGAUAUUGCAAAUAAGUAGUAGAUGUGUAGCUUUGCAUUAGGGAAAGACAUUAGCGACAAAGUUGCAGACGCUACGAUACUUCCUACAUGUAAUUGGGAUAUCCAUCCCUUGUUUUAUUUUUAUUCAUUGUUUUACCAUCAAAAUCCGUUUGUUUGUACAGGAAAAUUUAAGCUGAUCAUAUCUGUCAUGUUUUUUGGUAUUUUCUUUGAUGAUGUGUAUUUCUUCUUCACCUUGGGUAAAUCAUUUGUCAACGCGAACUCAUGUAAUGCUGCUGCCGUUUGCUCCAACACGUAACCGAACAAAUUCUGAUCUAUGUAUUAGCAAUGUAUUUGAUGCAAC